Molecule: messenger RNA, 1435 nt
Organism: Chenopodium quinoa (quinoa)
Lineage: Eukaryota; Viridiplantae; Streptophyta; Magnoliopsida; Caryophyllales; Amaranthaceae
Exons: 2
Coding region: 644-1300 (218 amino acids)
Molecular function (GO): nucleic acid binding; zinc ion binding
Source: RefSeq, a predicted model, not a curated record
UCUCUCUCUAUCUCUCAUAUUUUCUCCUUAUUUUAUAACACGUUAUCAGCACCAUUGCUCUAGAUUGAUUUCAAUAUCAAUUGAAGCAUCUCAAACAACAAUCAAAGUAACUACCAACAUACUCUCAAAUUUUUCCCCAAUACUGCUACCUCUUGAUUUCACGAACACCAACCAAAAAAGUAAUUUCCCAAACCCCUCUGUCGAAACCACCGUUGCUCUGCCGAUACCACCGAUUCUUGUUCGUUGGGCUUGUUUGUACUCGUUCUUGCACUCUAAUUUUAAGUGAAUCAUGUCAAAUCUUGCAAAACUCGAAUUUGUUGCUCUUGAUAUUACUGCAAACAAUUAUCUGUCUUGGGUGUUAGAUGCUGAAAUACACUUAGAUGCAAAGGGACUUGGUGAUACUAUUAAAGAAAACAAUACUGCAACAAGCCAAGAUAAGGCUAAAGCUAUGAUAUUCCUUCGCCAUCACCUUCAUGAAGGCCUUAAGACUGAGUACUUGACUGUUAAAGACCCACAAGUCCUUUGGAGUAAUCUAAAGGAAAGGUAUGACCACCAGAAAACUGUGAUAUUACCAAAGGCUCGUUAUGACUGGUUACAUUUAACAUUAUAAGACUUUAAGUCUGUGAGUGAAUACAACUCAGCCAUGUUUAGAAUUACAUCACAAUUGAAAUUAUGUGGAGAGAAAAUCACGGAUGCAGAAAUGUUAGAAAAAACAUAUUCUACUUUUCAUGCAAACAAUGUUGUCCUGCAGACACAAUACCGUGAAAAGGGUUUUACAAAAUAUUCUGAUUUGAUAUCUUGUCUCCUUGUGCCUGAGCAAAAUAAUGAAUUAUUAAUGAAAAAUCAUGAAUCACGCCCAACUGGCUCUACUCCAUUCCCUGAAGCGAAUGCGACAUCCCAUAGUGGGAAAGGGCAAAAGGCUAGAGAUCACGCCAGCAGUCGUGGUCGAGGCCGUGGUCGAGGUCGUGGUCGCGGCCGCGGACGUGGACAUGAUCGUGGUCGAGGUGGUCAUUUUAAGAACUCAUACUCUCACCAGAAGUGGGACAAUAAAAAUGGAAAUAAGAAUGAGAAGGAUAAAUAUGAAAAUAUAUGCUACCGUUGUGGAGGAAAAGACCAUUGGUCUCGUGUGUGUCGUACACCAAAACAUCUAGUAGACCUUUAUCAACAAUCAAUCAAACAGAAAGGAAAGAAAGUGGAAACAAAUUUGGUGUACGAGGAUGGCGAAGGUGAUUUUGAUUACGGUGAUACAACUCACCUGGAAGCGGCUGAUUUCUUUCCUAAUCCUGAAGAAAAUAAUUGAAUAAAUUAUGUCCCAUUGGCGAAUAAACUCUGUUAAUUAGCUUGCAUUUAUUAUAGAAUUUUAUCGUAGUACUAUGACUAUAUGCUUUAUGGAACAUUUGUUUUCGGACAAUUUUAUGUUUUUGGACAUUUUAUG